Molecule: messenger RNA, 1841 nt
Organism: Pipra filicauda (Wire-tailed manakin)
Lineage: Eukaryota; Metazoa; Chordata; Aves; Passeriformes; Pipridae
Product: RING finger protein 151-like
Exons: 7
Coding region: 247-1113 (288 amino acids)
Molecular function (GO): zinc ion binding
Source: RefSeq, a predicted model, not a curated record
GCGGGCGCGUGCCGCGCCGCCGCCAAGCGAGAGCGGCCGUAAAGGGAACCUGGGCUGCGCGACACCGGGCGGUGGUGGCGGCGGGCAUAAUAAAGCAGUGAAGAGACACUGAAGGAGGUAUUAUAUGCCUUACUGAUCAGAAAACUGUUUCUGAGUAUACUUCAGAAAUAUACAUACAAACUACAUAUAUAUGUAGUAAAAUCUACGAAGGGUUUUUUUUUAAUAGGUUGAAAGUGUGUGGAGAGCAUGGGUUAUGACAUUGAGCGUUUUGUGGGCUACGUUAACGAAGGGCUGUUGUGCUCCAUCUGCCGAGACGUGUUAGAGAAUCCAUUGCAGGCUCCCUGCGAACACGCUUUCUGCACUGCCUGCAUCCAUGGCUGGCUUGUUCAUCACAGUAACUGCCCUGAAGACAGACAGGCGAUUGAUAUGUCUUUGCUGCGGCCUCUCUACAGAUACAUGAAAAAUGAUCUAAACCGUCUUCAGCUGCAUUGCAGAAACAGAGAGUACGGCUGUGAAAUGGUUUGUUCUCUGGAGUCUAUAGACAGGCAUGAAAGGGAGUGUGAGUACAGUCAGAUUCCUUGCUCCAAUGCCGGUUGUACAGUGCAGAUUGAGCGCCGUAACUUGGAUGGUCACCUGGCCGUGUGUGAGUACCGGAGCCGUGAGUGCCCCAAUGGCUGUGGUUACACCAUUCUCAGCGCAGAAGACACACAGCACAAUUGUGUAGCAGAGCUAAGAACGGAGCUGGAACUGCUUCGGUCAGAAAUGAUCUGCAGAGUGGAGGAGGCAAAACAUGAGAUGGAGUCAAGGUUAGAUUCACAGAGAAGGCAUAUGGUCCAAAAAGAGAGCAUUCUGCAAAAUGAAAUUGAAGAACUAAAGAGUCAGAUAUCACGACUGAUGUCAGAUGUACGCUCUCUGAUGGCUGCAGAGAGACAGCACCGUCAGGAGCUGGAGCAGGCAGAGCUGGAAAAACGGGAGUUAAUGGAGCUGCUAAAGGGGCUGCAGAAGGACUGCCGAUUAACUACUACAGAGGGAAGCAAGAAGUCAAUGAAUUUCCGUCCUCUGACACGACUAGAGAGUGUAAAAAGAAAGCCUAGAGAAGUUACAGUUAUCUAAACAGUAGUAAGCUCAAAAAAUGUUUUCUUCUAAUACUGGUUUCUGACAAACUUCUCCACUUUCUUCGAAUGAUGGGUAAACUUUAUAUCGUUUCCGAUUCACUUGUUUUCUUUUAAAGUCUAAAUUACAACUGUAUUUCCUUUGGGGGCAUAAAAACAAAUGGGAGAAUUUUUUUCUGCAGGAACACUGGGAGUUAAAACCAGUAAUUGGCAAAUGUAUUUUUAGCUCAUGUUUUUAUAAAAAGGGAGAAGGAGACUUGAUUUAUUAUCUCUUCAAUGCAUUAUUUACUCGACUCUAAAAGAGUCAGAGAUACAGACCAUAAUGGACCAGGAAGGAAACAAUCUUGGAGUAUCUAUGUUUAAAGCAUGAGAAAGCAAAUAUGAUUGAUAAGUAGUGGCAUUUGGGAUGUACUUAAUUUUGGGAAAAGUGAAUAGUAGAAUUAGUAAGUCAGUAAUAGAAAUUAAUAAUUUUUUUUGUUUAUAAUCUGUAGGAGAUCUUGUUUCAAAGGUGGAAGUAAGCACUUUAAAUUGUAAUUCUGCUAUGUAACAGCUUCAGGUGAGGUUGAUUGUUGCUUUAGAACUUCUUUAAUUUCCCAAGCUCAUACACACUUAAGAGACUAAUACCAAAGCCCAAGGUAACAGAACAACCUAGAACCUUUUAAAUAGAUGUGUGAGUAACUUGGAGUUUGUGGGAGGGGAUCUACAUUUUAUUUAAAAAUUUGAAGCUUU